AUGGCUGAUAACAACAAAUCUGUUUUUGAGAUGUCCAAUAAACUUACAACCAUUAUGUUAAAUGGGCGUAGUUAUCUGCCUUGGUCUAGAGUUGUCUCUAUAGCUCUUGGGGGUAGAUCGAAAUUGGGUUACGUGAAUGGUCUUAUCAGAGCACCUGCAUCUACAGAUGCAAAAUCCGCUGAAUGGCAAGCAAAUGAUAAUAGGGUUUUGUCUUGGUUGUGUAAUUCAAUGGAAUACCAAAUCUAUGAGAUAUUUGCUUAUUCAGAGAUAGCCAAGUCCCUAUGGGAUUCUUUACAGGAUAUGUAUGGCAAUAUUGAUAAUGCAUCCCGUGUCUUUGAGUUACAACAGGAUCUUGCUCAUACUGAGCAAUCACCUAAUCAAACAUUUAUCGAACAUCUUGGUAAUUUGAAAAAGAAGUGGGAUGAAUUGCGACAGCCUGAAUAUGAAGACCUUAAGAGGCAAAUUCUCAUGAGUUCUACUCUUCCCAAUUUUGCCACUGUUUGUGCUAUUGUUCAAAGGGAGGAAACUCGUUGUCGUGUGAUGACUUCUAAUUCCAAGAAAGGGGCAGAUUUGAUUGAGAGUUCUGCCCAUGCUGCUAAAACCAAUGGUGGUCACUAUGGUUCUGAUGGGGGUCGAUUUGGUUCUGGUAAAGGCAAAGGUCGUAAUAAGAAGUUUCAUUGUGAUUACUGUGAUAGGGAUGGUCAUUCUAAGGAUCAUUGUUGGGAACUGUACCCUCACCUUAGGCCUUAUAAGGAUAAAAGGGCUCAAACUCAAGGCUCAACAUCUGACUUUCAAGCCUCUUUGAGUAAACUUGCUCUUCAACUUUACCAUCUUAUCCAAUUCGGUGGCAUAAAAUCUUCCAUUUCGGAUUCUAGCAAUCUGGCUCAAUCUAGUAAUUCCCAAGCUCUUAUGGCUUUGUCUUCCAAAAGUUCUUUUAUUGUUGAUUCAGGCGCUACUAAUCAUAUGUGCAACACCUAUUAUGGAAUAUCCGAUUUUCGUGUUCAUUCUGAGGGUUCUCAUGGUCCCAUUACUGUGGCUAAUGGAACUCAGGAUCCGGUUGAAGGACAAGGCACCAUUAAUUUAUUUUCUGCUGCUUGUGACGUGUUAUUUGUGCCAUCUUUAUCUUCAAAUCUGUUAUCUGUUAGUAAACUCACUAAUGAAUUGGACUGCAAUGUUGUUUUUUCCCAACAAAAGGCAGUGGUUCAGGACAAACUCACAGGGAGGACGAUUGGUGAAGGCCGAUUACAGCAAGGUCUCUAUGUGGUUGAUUUUCCGAGUGAGGCUUUGGUCACAAGGACGGAUAAGGAGGCUACUUCACAACUCUCGCAUUUACGCAUGGGACACCCCUAA
Syzygium oleosum is the source of this 1350-nucleotide messenger RNA. RefSeq lists its product as uncharacterized. Lineage: Eukaryota; Viridiplantae; Streptophyta; Magnoliopsida; Myrtales; Myrtaceae. The record is from RefSeq and is a predicted model, not a curated record. Bases 1 to 1350 code for a protein of 449 amino acids. The transcript has 2 exons.